AUGAAUGAAAACACACCGCUGCUAAAUACAAGCCCUCCCAGAAAUGGCAGGCUCUACCUGGCUGUGUUUUCAGCUGUCUUGGGCAAUUUCAGUUUUGGUUUCUCCAUGGUGUACCCAUCCCCAGUUAUCCCACAGCUUCAAAUGGAUGAUGACCCACGGAUGAAGAUGAAUGUUCAACAGGUGUCCUGGUUUGGGUCGGUGUUCACGCUGGGGGCGGCUGCAGGAGGCCUUGGUGCCAUGCUGCUGAAUGACAAGAUUGGGCGGAAACUGAGCAUUAUGAUGUCUUCCAUCCCAUCUGUGGUGGGCUACCUGGUGAUGGCAAGUGCCCAGGAGAUCUGGAUGUUACAAGUGGGCCGAUUCCUGAACGGCAUCGCGGGUGGCAUGACUGCUGCUUCCAUUCCUGUCUACGUGUCCGAGAUUUCACAUCCGUCAGUCAGAGGUGCUAUGGGUUCAUGUCCUCAAAUUACCGCCGUCUUUGGAAGUCUGGCACUCUAUGCACUGGGACUGGUGUUGCCAUGGAGAUGGCUUGCCGUGGCAGGAGAAGUCCCUGCUGUCAUCAUGGUGGUUUUACUGUGUUUCAUGCCCCGUUCGCCCCGUUACCUCAUCACUAACGGCAAACAGGAGGAAGCCAGCAGGGCCCUGGAGUGGCUCCGGGGCUCAGACUCCGACUAUAUGACCGAACUGAACCAGAUAGAGAGAAGCAUUAAAUCUCAGGGUAAACUCCAGUUCUCUGAGCUUACCAAGCCGCGGUACUACAAACCCAUCCUGAUCUCCAUAGGCAUGCGAUUUUUGCAGCAGAUGACUGGGAUAACACCCAUUUUAGUGUACCUUGAGCCCAUCUUCCACAAGACAAACAUCUCCCUGGAGCCCAAAUACGACGCUGCUUUGGUUGGGGCUGUGAGAUUAGUGUCUGUUGUCAUUGCUGCUAGUCUGAUGGAUAAGGCCGGCAGAAAAGCUCUCCUUUACACAUCAGGGUUCUUGAUGUAUUUGUCCAUGCUUACAAUGACCAUGUACACCCACGUGACACCAUGUCAGCCUGGUAACCACACGUUUCAGCCAGAUGACGUGCAGACGUAUGGAUCCGCGUCGCCUCAGGCCUUUAAUCCCAUCACUCUCAUUCCUCUUAUCGCUACAAUGGUCAUUAUAUUCGGUUAUGCUAUGGGCUGGGGUCCAAUCACGUGGUUGCUGAUGUCUGAGGUUUUGCCCUUGGGUGCCCGGGGCGUGGCCUCUGGGCUGUGUGUCGGUGUGAGUUGGAUAACUGCUUUCAUCCUGACUCAGGUCUUCAUGCAUGUGGUGGACACCUAUGGACUGUUUGUCCCUUUCCUGUUCCAUGGUAUAAUCUGUGUGGUGAAUAUUAUUUUCACUGCCGUGUGUGUGCCAGAAACAAAGGGAAGAACCUUAGAGGAGAUCGAAAACUAUUUCCGCACCGGACGCAAGUUCACCAUCCUCGAUUGA
This is a messenger RNA of Chanos chanos (milkfish), 1455 nucleotides long. It is a transcript of the gene slc2a6, whose product is annotated as solute carrier family 2 member 6. NCBI's taxonomy places the organism in Eukaryota, Metazoa, Chordata, Actinopteri, Gonorynchiformes, Chanidae. Gene Ontology annotation, biological process: transmembrane transport. The record is from RefSeq and is a predicted model, not a curated record. The coding region runs from base 1 to 1455 and encodes 484 amino acids. The transcript has 10 exons. Gene Ontology annotation, cellular component: membrane. Gene Ontology annotation, molecular function: transmembrane transporter activity.